Molecule: messenger RNA, 946 nt
Organism: Amphimedon queenslandica
Lineage: Eukaryota; Metazoa; Porifera; Demospongiae; Haplosclerida; Niphatidae
Product: solute carrier family 7 member 13-like
Exons: 3
Coding region: 281-595 (104 amino acids)
Source: RefSeq, a predicted model, not a curated record
CUGUUUUUACUAAGAGGCCAGUAUCUUCAUAGUAAAUACCGGCAUAUGCUCUUGUGCAUGUUUCUAAUUAUUUGUACACCAAUAAUUGAUAUCAUUAGAAAUUGUAAACUUAAAAAAAUUAAUGGGCUUACAUAAUUUUGUACACAAAUAUUGUAAAAUACCUCUGAUCUCUCUCUCAGGUAUGGGCUCCCGUUCCUAUGGUGAUCGAUGAUGACAUGGUGAUGGGCUCAGUCCUGUUAUGUAGUUGUUCUAUUGUCUAUCAUUCAUUGGUCUACUAAUAAUGAGAUACACUAAAAGAAAUAUUAAGAGACCAUUUAAGGUAUGGACUCCCGUUCCCAUGGUGAUGAUAUGCUCCACCCUCUUCCUAAUAACGGUUCCAUUAGUGUUUAUGUCAGUAGAGAGGUGGUAUAUAUUAUUAGGACUGAUACUAGUAUUGACUGGUACUCCUCUCUAUCUAUUAUUAAUAUACUAUAAAUAUAGACCAGCUGUAUUUACAAGGAUAAGCAGCAUGAUAAUUGGUGUUUCCAAUACAAUAUUUUAUACUUCAUCAUUCAAGAAUACCGAGGACAUGACUAUUGAAUAUUCAUAUCAAUAAUUAUUAUUAAUAUUAUUUUAAUAUCAUUAACUGCAACUAAGUUUAUUUAAACAUUCACUAUUGGUAGUGGUUUGUGUGGUUGUUCUUUUUUGUGUCUAUCAAUCAAUGUCUUCUUUUGAUCUUUAAGAGUAUCCUCCAGGAGAGGAUGAUAAUAGUGCCCAGUAAUAAUCUCAACAUAUUCAAGUGUUGGAUGGAUGAAGAUUGUUUCAUAUAAAUGUUGUACUAGUUCUAUCCAGUUAGGUUGAGAUGACUCUUCAUUAAUAUAUAUACACCCUAUUCCCAGUAGUCUGAUGGUUGUAUGUGACUGUAACAUGUUAGUAACAGCAGGUAGUACCUGUUCAUAAAACAAUA